AUGAAGGGUUUCAUCAUUGCAUCCACGUUUCUUUCGGUGGUGGGAGGCGUGUUGGGAGGCGUGGUGUCGAGGAGCCAGGACGGCAAGGUCUUGAUCUCACCUGCGAAUGGAGCAAAGAACGUCAACCCAGACACACACCUCGUGCUCGAGUUUUCUUCCCCUCCGGCAAUAGGUGACUCUGGUAUGAUCCGCAUCUACGAUGCUGCGGAUCAGAAACUCGUUGAUCAGCUCGACCUGUCAGUCCCAUUCUCUCCAAGCCCAUACGGUAAUGGUUCGACCAAGGCCCCUACUGGCGACAAAACCGUUUACCAGACCAACAUCAUCGGCGGCAUGGACUUCUACUUCUUCCCCAUCAUCGUCCGCGAAAACACGGCGACUGUGUAUCUGCAUAACAACAAACUCGCCUAUGGGCGUACCUACAUUGUCAAGAUGGAUGCCACGGUCCUCAAGCCCGACGAAGGGACUUUUGAUGGUUUUUGCUCCUGGGUUUUCUCCACCAAGGACCAAGGCCCCAAGCCAGGCACGACGGAGGUGGUGGUCGCAGCAGACGGCUCCGGCGACUUUAACACCGUCCAAGGCGCAAUCGACUGGGCGCCUGCGAACCCAACCAAGCGCACCAACAUCCUCAUCAAGGACGGCAACUACGAGGAGUUAGUGUACUUCCGGUACAAGACAAACCUGACCAUUCGCGGACAAAGUCGCAACAAGACGAUCGUGGGAUACCCCAACAACAGCGCCUUCAACCCCCCGGGCCGCGAGGGACCGUCGCGCCGCCCGGCGUUCUCCUUCCACGGGGUCAGCGACGUCCAGCUCAGCACCUUCACCAUCAACAACUACUACAGUGGCCAGGCCGAAGCGCUGCUCGUCGAAGGCGUGCGCGUCUUGCUCGACCGCCUGACGCUUGUUGGCUCCGGCGACGCCUUCACCACCUAUGGCACCAUCUAUGUUGCCGACAGCAAGCUCACGGGUGAUGGCGAUACCGUGCUGGGCUACGGGUCGGUUUACUGGCUGCGCAGCGAGAUUGUGUCUAAACGUGGGUCGGUGACGUGGACGCGCACUGCACAGGGAGACCACGGCAACGUCUUCGUGGACAGCACCAUCAGCGGCGGCGAGGGGUCCAAGGUCACGUUUGCGCGUCUGCCCGACAAUUCCGGCGGCGUCAUGGACAACUGGCCGUUUGCGGAGAUGGUACUUAUCGACACGAGGACAGCGAAUGUUUCGCCUCAGGGGUGGGGUCCCGUCCAGGGCCUGCCGUUUGACUCCAGUCAAGUGCGUUUUUGGGAAUUUAACACGAUGGAUUUGGAGGGGAAUCCUGUGGAUAUGUCACAGCGGCUGAAUGUUUCGAGGCAGCUGACAUUGCCGGCAGACGCGGAUAUCAUUGCUAAAUAUAGAGACCCAGCUUAUGUGCUUGGAGGAUGGACGCCAGUGGUGCUCUCUUAAAGCGGAAAGCCAAGGAUUGAUAAUGCGUAUGGAUCAGAGCUUGGGGCGUGACCUGUUGAAAAAGGAAUGCGGAUUU
This is a messenger RNA of Phialemonium atrogriseum, 1516 nucleotides long. RefSeq names its product pectin lyase fold/virulence factor. The record is from RefSeq and is a predicted model, not a curated record. Bases 1 to 1440 code for a protein of 479 amino acids. Gene Ontology annotation, biological process: cell wall modification. The transcript has a single exon. NCBI's taxonomy places the organism in Eukaryota, Fungi, Ascomycota, Sordariomycetes, Cephalothecales, Cephalothecaceae. Gene Ontology annotation, molecular function: pectinesterase activity.